AUGUUGCUUGAUAAUGAUACGUUCCUUACAUCACUACACAAGUUCUUUAAUCAAUCUAAGUCCAGUGGUUCUCUUUACAUAACGAUGAAGAGAUAUGAUGGCCGCGUUAAACCGAUCCCAAAGAGGAGUCAGAAGGCGAAAGAUGCCCAUGUCGCUUCCGAAAAUAGCUGCCUCAUUCGUGCCACUCUUGGGAACCAAAAAAUCAGUACGGUUGUUCAUCAAAAAGAUAUGAAUAGAUUCAAUCAGGCUUAUUCCAACCUUUUGAAAGCUAACAUUGAUGGUCUGAAAAAACGUGACAAGCGUGUGAAGGCAGCGAAUUCAUCAAGUAAAAUCAGUCAAUCUAAAAUGGAUAAAGGUUAA
Messenger RNA from Trichobilharzia regenti, 360 nucleotides. Lineage: Eukaryota; Metazoa; Platyhelminthes; Trematoda; Strigeidida; Schistosomatidae. The record is from the annotation of a GenBank genome assembly.